Wyeomyia smithii (pitcher-plant mosquito) is the source of this 1234-nucleotide messenger RNA. RefSeq lists its product as uncharacterized. NCBI's taxonomy places the organism in Eukaryota, Metazoa, Arthropoda, Insecta, Diptera, Culicidae. The record is from RefSeq and is a predicted model, not a curated record. Bases 130 to 771 code for a protein of 213 amino acids. The transcript is spliced from 3 exons.
UCCCCUUGUUGUAUAUUAUUCGUUACAUUUCUGAUGGCGGUUAAUUAUUGUCAACGAAUAAUUUAAUGUGAUUUUUAGCUUUGUUGGGGUUUUUUGCUAUUUACUGAUCAACUAUUUGUAUAAAGAACGAUGGAUUCGAAAGUUUCGUAUCAUCACAUUGAUUUAAAUGCUUCGGGGUCAGAAGAAUUAAAGUUGGAACAGCAUAAGUUACACAAAUCGGAGCUAAUUUUAAAAUUACUGAAACAACCUGAUGUUCCACUUUCUGUCGAGAACAGAGCUUUACUUAGUAUUUAUCAGUGUGAAGGAUCUCUACCAAUGGGAUUGGAUAACAUACGAAACGUAGAUCUAAAUUAUCACGACAGGGUAAACCUAAAUCGACUUAUAGAAACGAAAAUUCUUGAAUUCACACAACCGGUGGUAGAAAAGUUUCUUAAACUUACGGAGAAUAAUCUUAACACCCUUGGGAAUGCUGCAUACCAAGACUAUCAGGAAGUGCUAGAGUUGGAUGCCGAAAAAAGAUUACUAACUGAAAAAUUACUGAAACUUAAAAACCGCAAAAUACAUUUCAUGAAUCUUUGCGCUGAAAUGCGGACUGGUCCCUAUCAAAGAAAUAAUGUGGAGACAAAAAAUGUCGAAAGUAAAGCUUUGCAAAUAAAAGCUGAGACAAUUCAACGAGUUAUGGUCCAUGAAAUAGUUACUAGCACUGCACACGCAGAAAAAGCUGUGAAAGAAGUGGAAGCUAAUAUUGAUACUUUGCUAGGUUUAAAGUAACAUAGGCAAUGUACAUUUUCUUUUUAUUUGAAAAAAUGCACAUUAGUCAGUGAUAAGCGUCACUAGAGCUGUUCCUCGCAGAAUCCAAUAAUCUGAAGAUUUCUUCGUUUCCAAAAGAAUCGAUAGAACAAAGUUGGUAGAGUGCCCAGUUGUGGAUAGCACUCCAGCUCGUACACUCGUCUUGUAUAACGGCGCUUCAUAUCGGUUUCUAACAUCCAGCAGCACACAUGGCUUCAACCAAACUACUGGAAGCCGGGAUACAAGUUCUCCUAGACGCGCGUCACACAAACCUCCCUCUUUCAGAUCCCAGCGGCCAGCUUCCACGAAUAAUCCGUGCACCAAUAUCCCAUGAUCCGGUACCUUGAGAUCCUCGAAAAAUGAAUUACUCUGUGAAAAAGAAGAUGUGUUAGAUUGUGGUGUAUGUAUUUAAUACUAAGUAAGUAAAUAUAUUUAAAUGAUUACA